Xiphias gladius (swordfish) is the source of this 474-nucleotide messenger RNA. RefSeq names its product upper zone of growth plate and cartilage matrix associated a (gene ucmaa). Bases 1 to 384 code for a protein of 127 amino acids. NCBI's taxonomy places the organism in Eukaryota, Metazoa, Chordata, Actinopteri, Istiophoriformes, Xiphiidae. Gene Ontology annotation, biological process: regulation of osteoblast differentiation; embryonic skeletal system development. The transcript is spliced from 5 exons. Gene Ontology annotation, cellular component: extracellular matrix. The record is from RefSeq and is a predicted model, not a curated record.
AUGUCCUGGACUCAAAUUUUUCUUCUCUCGUUGCUAACCACCCUCUUCAUGCUCACCUUUUCCAGUGUGGUGGAAAGCGCAGCCGUUCGGGACGAUCCUAAAGGUCCAGCACGGCAGGUGUUCAUGCCUGAGUCGGACGCCUCCAACUUCUUCCAGCGCCGUAGUCGCCGCUCAGUCCAAUACUAUGAGCUCCAAGCUGAGCAGAGGGUAAGACUUGCAGCAAAUGAGCGGAGGAGGGAGUACAAUGAAGAGCAAAGGAAUGAGUACGAGGACUAUGUCGAGGAGGAGCGUGAUGAGGUAAAUGAGAGAUCGAGGGAGACGAAUGAGCAAUUGCGAGAGUUUCACUAUGAUGGCCUCUAUCCCCGUUACUACUGGUUCCACUGAGCAUACUGCAUUGUGUGGAGAGCCGGGCUACAGCACCUCUCAAUGAAGCAGUAGUAAUACUGCCAUCACCUUUACUAAAGUUGAUUCCUG